CCACAGAAACUUUUUUCACUGAUUUGGGAACAUAAUUUUUUUUGAAAAGUGAACAUAAUAAAUACUCCGUAAUUCACACUCCAAAUCUUUCAUUCUUAAGGUGAUUUUCUGGUAUGGGCCCUAUAGUUUCAAAGCCCAAAAUCCGAAAUAGCCCAAAUUGAAAACUUCGAAGUACAGAGUGUUUGGGUUUUCUUCAGUUUAUCUCCUUCUAUCUUUGCUAGCUCCGAUUCUACAAUAAACCGUUAAACCCUAACCCCCCUUUUGAUUUCGACGGGAAUGGGUGGCGGAGAAGCUCAGGCAGCGGCGGAAGCGCAUUCCGAAGCUCAGUGCGAGGAGUGCAAAUUGAAUCCAUGGCGAUACAAAUGCCCCGGAUGUCUUCGCCGCACUUGCAGUCUCCCCUGCGUCAAAGCUCACAAGCAGAAAUCUGGCUGCACCGGGAAGAAGCCCUUCAACGAAGUCGUUCCCAUAUCGCAGUUCGACGAUAACCUCAUCUUAUCAGAUUACAACAUGCUUGAGGACGUGAAAAGGGUUGCAGAUGCUGCUAGAAUAAUGAGAAGCAGAUUUAGUAUGUAUCCUAGUUUCAAUCUUCCGCGCCCUCUUCUUGCUCUUAGAAGGGCGGCAUUUACUCGCAGAGUAACACUCGGUUUCAUGUCUGCCGGAUUGUCAAAGCGAGAAAAAAACCUAACUUAUUACGAUAAGAGAUUGAAGUUUAUAUCGUGGACUAUAGAGUGGCAGUUCCAUUCCAAGAAUUCCAAGAACGAUGUUGUCUUAAUGGACCACGGUGUAAAUGAAAAGGCAAAGCUCCGGGAUGUGAUCGAGAAACAUCUAAAACCUGGCCCUUGGAAGCACCCUUUGAAGCAAUUUUGCGAUGUGCCCUUGGACUCUCUUAAAGUGUUCAUCCGGAAGCGUCACCAGGGGAAAAAAUCUCCUUACGUUCGGCUAGAUAUAAACACCCCACUACGCCAACAACUCUCUAAUUUGGUCAUCUUAGAAUACCCUGUCUUCCAUGUCUUUCUUCCAUCACACCCCAUUAAGUUUAAAGUUAUCAAAAACUCCAUCCGUCGGCAAGUGAAGCCUAUGGAUUUUGGUAAGAAUGACAGCCCAUCGAGUCACAAGGGAGUAACUUUCAAGGAAGAGGAGAUAGAAGAUGGUGAGUUUUCAGUUCCUCGUGUUCCGGAGCAAGCAAAGCCUAUGGAUUGUAGUAACAAUGACAGCCCAUUGAGUAAUAAAGGAGUAACUUUUAAGGAGGAGAUGAUAGAAGAUGACGACCCUUUGGAUCAUCGUGUUUCAGACCUCGUCCAAGAUGCCGAUGUUGAUUUUAUACCUAAAAUUUCUUCCACUCAGGAAAAGGGAGCUAAAGAACAACCACUUUUGGAUAUUUCUUCUGAUAAGGACUCAGGGGCCGUGGAUAUGGCUUUUCUUGACCAGAUGGCAUUCGAGUUUGACCCGAAGCUAAUUGAUCCAUAUACGAAUCUGUUUGCAGGAGCCGAUCCGGAUGCUUACCUUGACGGGUUAUUAUCUGGUGAUCAGUAUGUGCUUGACGGGAAUUGGGCAGAUUUUGGUAAUGGUAUGCCGCCUGAUGAAGAAGAAUUAGAGGAAGGAGAAAUUGCUCCUUGAUUGCAUCACAAAUGGCUUUUCCCUUUUUGUUCAUGUCACGAAGCCCAUUUUGGCAGUGCUUUGACCAAUCUCCGAUCUUGAUGAAAAAGCUCAUUGCAAAACGUUGUCUCACAAAAGCCCGAAUUUUGAGCUCCCCCCAAAAGGCUGUUUGAAGAAGUAAAUUGCAGUGGCAGUUGUGUCUGGAUCAGAUUUUUGUGCAGCACAAACACUACAGCAGUAAGCAAAUCAAAGCAGCCAUGUAGUUGGGUCUGAAACAAUGGCAAACACACUGCUAUAUGGGAGUGGACAUGGCAUAUCAGUGAAGGGACUGAUUGGUUUUAGGGCUUUUUUGGAGGAGGGAGAGUAGAUAUAUUUAUAAAAGUUUGCUAUUUCAAGACUAGAGAGAGCUUUGUGUAUUGCAAUGAAAGCCAAGCUUUGAAUCCGAUUUCCUUCCACACCCAUUCAAUCCGUGGAUGUGUCUAUUAUAACUCCAAGAGUCAGGCCGAGGAUCAUAUGGCACGGCCUGGGUCGUAGCCUAUGAGCUCGCUACCUGCCCUUGGCAUUGGACAUCUCUAGAGAAUAGACUAAGAGUAGUGGCUUAUAUCCUUAACAUUCUGUCGAGUUGGGGUGUGAUUU
Molecule: messenger RNA, 2232 nt
Organism: Cuscuta campestris
Lineage: Eukaryota; Viridiplantae; Streptophyta; Magnoliopsida; Solanales; Convolvulaceae
Source: the annotation of a GenBank genome assembly